Linum tenue is the source of this 825-nucleotide messenger RNA. NCBI's taxonomy places the organism in Eukaryota, Viridiplantae, Streptophyta, Magnoliopsida, Malpighiales, Linaceae. The record is from the annotation of a GenBank genome assembly.
AUUCAUUCGCCGCUUCUCAGGUUGCCAGGCAAGGUCGCCGUCAUCACAGGCGGCGCAAGAGGGAUCGGCGCCGGAACGGCCAAGCUCUUCGCCGCCAACGGCGCCCACGUCGUGAUCGCCGACGUCCUCGACGACAUCGGAGCCGCUCUAGCCGCCUCCAUCGGCGGCCGAUACAUCCACUGCGACGUCACCCUCGAAUCCGACGUGGAGGCCGCCGUGAACCUCGCCGUGACCUGGAAGGGCAAAAUCGACAUCAUGUUCAACAACGCCGGGAUCCCGGGCCGCGACGGCAGCAUCACAAACCUAGAUCCCGGCGACACCAAUCGAAUCCUGGCCGUCAAUCUCCAGGGCGUGCUGAACGGGAUCAAGCACGCCGCCAGAUCCAUGAUCCGGACGGGCACCCGGGGGUCGAUCAUCUGCGCGGCGAGCUCCGCGGCGGUGAUGGGCGGAUUGGGGUCGCACGGCUACACGGCGUCGAAGGGGGCGGUGGUGGCGGCGGCGAGGAGCAGCGCGUGCGAAUUGGGGGAGUACGGGAUCCGGGUGAAUUGCAUAUCGGCGCACGGGGUGCCGUCGGAGAUGCUGGUCGGGGCGUACCGGCGGAUUCUGGGGAGGGCGGAGAUGGCGGCGGAGGAGGUGGCGGAGAUUGUUGGGGAAAGGGGGAGUUUGGUGAAGGGCAGAGGAGGGAAAGUGGAGGAUGUUGCAUACGGCGCCGUUUUCCUGGCGAGUGAGGAGGAGGCUGGGUUUGUUACUGGGCAUAACCUUGUGAUUGAUGGAGGGUAUACUUGUGCUAAUGGGAACAUGAGCUUCAUUUACAGGGAAGAUUAA